AUGGCGUUGCUGAGUGCAUCUGUUGGAGGUCUCCGCGAACUCAUUGGUCUCUGCGAGCAGUUUGCCAGUAGUCACGGCCUUAAAUAUAACACUAAGAAGAGCGAGCUAAUGAUUUUCAGAGCGGGGACUAAAUGUCCGUCCGAGGUACCUCCUGUACGUCUCAAUGGGGUCCCCUUGAAGCGUGUUCACCAGUUCAAAUAUCUGGGCCAUGUGUUGACUGAUGACCUUAAGGAUGACGAAGAUAUUGAACGGGAGCGGAGAGCGUUGUCAGUCCGAGCCAAUAUGAUAGCCCGCAGGUUUGCUCGUUGCUCUUUUAACGUCAAAACUACACUGUUUCGUGCAUAUUGUACCACUUUUUACACGAGCAGCCUGUGGGUUAAAUACACACAGAAGGCAUACAACGCUCUCCGUGUUCAAUACAAUAAUGCGUUGAGGGCGCUGCUGCAUUUACCGAGGUUUUGCAGUGCCUCGGGAAUGUUCGCGGAGGCGCGUGUGGACUGCUUUUACGCCACCAUGCGCAAGAGAGCAACCUCAGCAGCGCGGCGUGUGCGCGCCAGCGGCAGCGCUCUGCUGGGAGUCGUAGCCGACAGGCUUGACGGCCCAUUUAUGGGACACUGGUUGUCAUUGCAUGCACCAGUGUCCCAUAACUGGACCAAAUGA
Cydia fagiglandana is the source of this 660-nucleotide messenger RNA. RefSeq lists its product as uncharacterized. Lineage: Eukaryota; Metazoa; Arthropoda; Insecta; Lepidoptera; Tortricidae. The coding region runs from base 1 to 660 and encodes 219 amino acids. The record is from RefSeq and is a predicted model, not a curated record. The transcript has a single exon.